AAGGAAAUAGGCAACGUUUCGGGCCAAAACCCUUCUUCAGACUGCACCCGCUGAGUUUCUCCAGCUUUUUUGUGUACCUUCGAUUCUCCAGCAUCUGCAGUUCCUUCUUAAACACAUACUAUCCUGCAUUCUGAUUUAAAAUGUAUGACCAGUUCUUUGUCAGCAAUGAUUCUAAAUGUUGUAUCCACUGCUUAAUAUAAGGACUACAGCUGUUCAAGGGGACAGUUCAAUACUAUUUCCUCAUAGCAGAAAUGGACAGAAACAGUGUGGUAUGUCCUUUAGACAAUGAUUAAAGUGACAUGAUAUUUUUCAACAACUUGAUUUUACAAAGCAGUUUUAGUGUAAUAAAAAUGUCCAAAGCCAUUUCAGGAGAGCAUUUAUGAACAAACAUCGACACAAGUUCAGGCAAGAAGGUACAAAGGCAAAUGAACAAAAUGGUAGGAAUUAAGGUGCACUUACAAUGAGGAAAGCAGCAUAAAGAGAGAGAGAGAUUUGGGGAGGAAAUUCCAGAGUUUAUGGUCCUGCUGAAAAUAUAUAUAUAUAUUGUUACCUUUUUGCAUAUCUUUCAUACAUUUAUUCUAUAUCUCUAUAUCAGUCUAUAUCUCUCAUUUUCCCUUUCCCCUGACUCUCAGUCUCAAGAACAGCCCCACCCGAAACAUCAAUUAUUCUAUUUCUCCAGAGAUGCUAUCUGACCUGCUGAGUUACUCCAGCUUUUUGUGUCUAUCUUCGGUUUAAACCCGCAUCUGCAGUUCCUUCCUCCACAUAGGCAUCAAUCAUAUGUGAUUAAAAAUCAGUGAUGCUCAAUGAACUUUAUUAUGAGAUGUGUGAAUACAGGGAAGGUCAUAGAGUUAAAGCAGAUUACAUUGAUAGAAGGGAGCAAAAGUCAUGGAUUAAACAUUAAAAAAUUCAAACCAUUGCUUAACCAGGAGCAAACAUAACACAAAGAGCACAGGAAUAAUGGGUGAACAAUAGCAGAAGAUGGUUUGACAUUAAGACUUCUACUUCCUUACUUAACAAUCAAAGACAAAAUACUUACAAUAUAGACAAAAUUAAAUUUCACCCAUUGAGUCAGUCUGAUAAAUCUAAUCUGAAGGAAUACAAACCAUUGUAUACGGCAAAUCCAUAGGUAUCUGGGCUUCUCAUCUAUUUGAUGGUCCAAAUAAAGAGAAACAUUCAAUUAGCCUUAACCAGUACAUAGCAGUAGAAAUAACUUUAUAAACUAAAUAUUAUAAGCUAAGGCAUAUCCAUGAUGGCUUUAUUAAACUCCAAUCCUGAGAACCCAUGUUCUUUGAAAACUCACAUGGAAUAAAUGAACUCCUGCUGAGGUUGCAGAAUUAUCCUUUGCAGACAUGACAUCUGACCACAAUACCACAAUAAGACACAACAGAGGAACUUCACAGCAUUGAAAAAACUUGACAUUUAGAGCCGCCAAAGUUUUACAGCUGAUAAAAGUACUUUUGAGAUUUAAUCACGCAUAUGAAAUAUGGAGAAAGGAGAACUACCCUCUAAUAUUGCUUAGUAAAGUACCCGCAGUGCGAUAAUGUUCGUCAAAUAUUAAAGGCAACGCCUGUGCAAAUAGUUGCGAUUGUGAUUACCGCAUUUUUCGAAAUUUGAUUUCUUCUCCAUCAACUCCCUUCUAUACAUCUUCAUCUUUUGUAAAAUGUUCCUCUUUUGAUGUUACAUACAUACCUUUCCUUGUCUUGAACAAUUCUUCCCAUGGAGCUUCUACUGAUUCUGCUUCCUCUCCCACUUCUUCCCUCUUUAACCCGCAUUCCUUAUAUUAAUUUAUCUAUGACAUUUCUCACCAUCUUACUCUUCCUUGUGCAUCUUUUGUAUGCCUUUGCCAAAAAUCUUCAUUAAUUUCUCAUCAAAAUCUUGGUCUCUUUGUGCAUAUCUUACAUUUUCUUACCUUUAACAGUUUUUUUGUUUUGCCUUAAUCUUAAUAAACCCAUCCUUUUCAGCUUAUCUUAUGCUUAUAUUGACAUGGAGGAAGCUAUUUGGCCCAUUAGAUCCACACCAGGUCCUGGGAACAGUCCCAUUUUGCCCCUCAUUCCCUCUCCUCUUGCAAACUGUUCUCUCUCAUGUCCAACAAUUCCUCUUUUAUCACUUCCAUUUAUCUGCACGAUGUGGCCAAUUAACCCACCAGCAAAGCUGGAGGAAACUCAAUGAUCAUGCGAGUGUGCAAACUCUGCACUGGUAGUACUCAAGGUCAGGAACAAAUUCAGGUUCUCGGAACUCUGAGACAGUAAUACUGCUGGGCCGGUGUCACUGGCCACUCAUUUUCAGUAAGUGAAUGAAGAUAAGUAGAUUUGAAAAAGCUCAUGAAGACAUGAGGCAUAUAAAGAUUUGCAAAAAGACAAUAGAUGAUAGGCGCAGGAGUAGGCCAUUUGGCCCUUUGAGCCAGCACCACCAUUCAAUGUGAUCAUGGCUGAUAAUCCACAAUCAGUACCCCUUUCCUGCCAACACCCCAUAUCCCUUGACUCCGCUAUCUUUAAGAGCUCUAUCUGACUCUCUUGAAAGCAUCCAGAGAACCGACCUUCACCCCUUAAUAAUCUUAUAUGAUUCAAUAAAAUUCCCUCUCAUCCUUCUAAACUCCAGAGUAUACAAGCCUAACCGCUCCAUUCUCUCAGCAUAUGACAGUCCCGCUUUCUUCACUGCCUGGUGUACCUACAUUCUUACUUUCAGCGAUUGAUGAACAAGAACCCACAGAUCCCGUUGUACUUCCCCUUUUAACAACUAGACACCAUUUAGAUAAUAAUCUGCCUUCCUGUUUUUGCCACCAAAAUGGAUAACCUCUCAUUUAUCCACAUUAAACUGCAUCUGCCAUGCAUCUGCCCACUCACCCAACCUGUCCAAGUCACCCUGCAUCCUCAUAGCAUCCUCCUCACAGUUCACACUGCCGCCCAGCUUUGUGUCAUCUGCAAAUUUGCUAAUGUUACUUUUAAUCCCUUCAUCUAAAUCAUUAAUAUAUAUUGUAAAUAGCUGCGGUCCCAGCACUGAGCUUUGCGGUACUCCACUAGUCACUGCCUGCCAUUCUGAAAGGGACCCAUUAAUCCCUACUCUUUGUAAGAGUAAUCCGUACUCUUUGUAAGAUUGAAAUGCAAAAGCAAUAUGACAGCUAAUCCUGGUGGAAAUGAAUGAAUGCAUGUAUGAAUGAUGAAUGAAUGAAUGAAUGAAUGAAUGAUGAAUGAAUUAAUGAUGAAUGAUGAAUGACUGAAUGAAUGAAUGAAUGAAUGAAUGAAUGAAUGAAUGGGAGUGGGCAUGCAACAAAUCAGAAUUAGAAGAGGAUGUGAGAUGGUAAACAUGGUAGAAAGAUUAUUGUAGGGGUGGGUGAAAUAAGAAUGCAUCUUUAAUUGAAGGUGAAAUGUUGCAUUAGGAAAUGAGAGUGAAUUUCACUGCAGGAAAUGUAUGGAAAAUAUGAAUGAAUACACAUUCAAAAUGGAUUAGAGGCUCUAGAAGCAUUGGAAUUGUCAAGCAUGUGUCUGAAGGAAAUGCAUUUUAUGUUUCCAGCAGCAAUGUGGAUGCUCAUUAGGUUGGUGGUAAAUGGGCUUGUGAAUGUGUCAUGUGCAAGUGUAAAGCUGAGCUCAAGUUCAAACGGAAUAAUAUUGCAGGAUAUUGUCAGCGUUACAGUGAGAUGUUGGGAAAACUCUAUUGCUCAUCAUCUCAUCUAUUUCCUCCAAUUUUCGUCACACAUCCUUACUCCCCAACAUUGUUUUAGAUCUUCCUGUGUCCUCACUGAAUGUUUUGUCUUCCUCUUCCCUUCCCACUCCACCACACUUCCCUGUCCCUUUUACGAUUAUCCUCAUUGCUCCUCCGGACUUCUUCAUGCUACAGCUUCUAUACUUAUUUUCCACUCUGCCACCCUUUGGUUUAGUCGCCUCCUCUGGUGCCCCUCCCCUAUCUCUGCCACCUUACACCUCCCUUUAUUCCACAUGCACAUUGUAACCAUGUCUCCUCCGAAAUACCAUAUCUCUGAAGUUACGCAUGUAUUUUUGGUCCGGAUGCUCCUGUUCAUAUGGAAUUGCUUAUCUCUUCCUCGUCACAAUUUCGUUUCUAUCUCUCCUUAUCUAUUUCUAUAGUUCUUCCCUUAUCCAUCUCCCCUCCUCUUUGUCCACACCUCUUUGAAACUUUGUAUAAAGGAAUAUUUCCCGUGCAGGCUGCGUAAAGUUUUCAGAAUGACUGCCAUUUAUCUGGUGAUUGCGGCGCUCCUUGUGCCUAUCAUGGCCUCGUCUUCUGCUGUGAGUAUCACUCCGUAAGUACAUACCCUGGUGUACUCUUCUUAAAACCGCAAUAACAAACGAUGACAGACACUAAAAGCUGGAGUAACUCAGCGGGACAGACAGCAAAUCUGGAGAGAAGGAAUUGGGUGACGUUUCGGGGCAAGUGUGUAAGUGAGUGUGUGAGUGAGUAUGUGAGUUUGUGAGUGUGUGUGUGUGUGUGUGUAAAUGUAUGUGUAUGUAUGUAUGAGUGUAUGUGUGUGAGUGUGUGUGUGUGAGUGUGUGUGUCUGUGUGUGAGUCUGUGUGUGUGUGUGUGUAUGAGUGUAUGUGUGUGGGUGAGUGUAUGUGUGUGUGUGAGUGAGUAUGUGUGUGAGUGAGUGUAUGUGUGUGUGUGUGCGUGUGUGUGUGUGUGUGUGUGUGUGUGUGAGCUGGAGUGUGUGUGUAUAUUGGAAUUGGUGGAGAGGUGGAAUAUUGCUUUGGGGAACCAGCCCUCCCGUGUGAAGCUGGUACCGAACGGGUCCCACUUAGUCUAGUUAGAAAACUAAAUGUUAUAAGCUAAGGCAUAUCCAUGAUGGCUUUAUUAAACUCCAAUCCAUAGAACCCAGUUUCUUUAAAAACCCAUAUGGAAUAAAUGAACUUCUGCUGAGAUGGCAGAAUUAUCCUUUACAGACGUUACAUCUGACCACAAUACCACAAUAAGACACAACAGAGGGACUUCACAGCAUUGAAAAGACUUGACAUUUAGAAAUCAGGAGCCGCCAAAAAGUUUUACAGCUGAUAAAAGUACUUUUGAGAUUUAAUCACGCAUAUAAAAUAUGGAGAAAGGAGAACUACCAUCUAAUAUUGCUUAGUAAAGUAACCGCAGUGAGAUAAUGUUUGUCAUAUAUUAAAGGCAACGCCUGUGCAAAUAGUUGCGAUUGUGAUUACCGCAUAUUUUGAAAUUUGAUUUCUUCUCCAUCGACUCCCUUCUAUACAUCUUCAUCUUUUGUAAAAUUUUCCUCUUUUGAUGUUACAUACCUUUCCUUGUCUUGAACAAUUCUUCCCAUGGAGCUUCUACUGAUUCUGCUUCCUCUCCCACUUCUUCCCUCUUUAACCCGCAUUCCUUAUAUUAAUUUAUCUAUGACAUUUCUCACCAUCUUAUUCUUUCUUAUGCAUCUUUUGUAUGCCUUUGCCAAAAAUCUUCAUUAAUUUCUCAUCAAAAUCUUGGUCUCUUUGUGCAUAUCUUACAUUUUCUUACCUCUAACAUUUGUUUUUGCCUUAAUCUUAAUAAACCCAAACUUUUCAGCUUAUCUUAUGCUUAUAUUGACAUGGAGGAAGCUAUUUGACCCAUUGGCUCCACACCAGGUCCUGGCAGCAGCCCUCAUUUCCUUCUCCUCUUGAAAAUGUUCUCUGUCAUGUCCAGCCAUUCGUCUUUUAUCAUUUUUCCAUUUAUCUGCGCAAUGUGGCCAAUUAACCCACCAGCAAAGCUGGAGGAAACUCAAUGAUCAUGCGAAUGUGCAAACUCUGCACUGGUAGUACUCAAGGUGAGGAACAAAUCCAGGUUCUCGGAACUCUGAGACAAUAAUACUGACUGCUGGGCCAGUGUCACUGGCCACUCAUUUUCAGUAAGUGAACGAAGAUAAGUAGAUUUGAAAAAGCUCAUGAAGACAUGAGGCAUAUAAAGAUUUGCAAAAAGGCAAUGGAUAAUAGAUGCAGCAGUAGGCCAUUUGGCCCUUCGAGCCUGCACCGCAUUUCAAUAUGAUCAUGGAUGAUCAUCCAACUCAGUCUGGGUCUGAAGGAAAUGCAUUUGAUGUUUCCAGCAGCAAUGUGGAUGCUCAUUAGGUUGGUGGUAAAUGGGCUUGUGAAUGUGUCAUGUGCAAGUUUAACGCUGAGCUCAAGUUCAAAUGGAAUAAUAUUGCAGGAUAUUGUCAGCGUCACACUGAGAUGUUGGGAAAACUCUAUUGCUCAUCAUCUCAUCUAUUUCCUCCAAUUUUCUUCACACAUCCUUACUCCCCAACAUUGUUUUAGAUCUUCCUGCAUCCUCACUGAAUGUUUUGUCUUCCUCUUCCCUUCCCACUCCACCACACUUCCCUGUCCCUUUUACGAUUAUCCUCCUCGCUCCUCCGGACUUUUUCAUGCUACAGCUUCUAUACUUAUUUUCCACUCUGCCACCUUUUGGUUUAGUCGCCUCCUCUGGUGCCCCUCCCCUAUCUCUGCCACCUUACACCUCCCUUUAUUCCGCAUGCACAUUGUAACCAUAUCUCCUCCGAAAUACCAUAUCUCUAAAGUUACCCAUGUAUUUUCGGUUCGGAUGCUCCUGUUUAUAUGGAAUUGCUUAUCUCUUCCCCGUCACAAUUUCCUUUCUAUAUUUCCGCGCUAUAGUUCCUCCCUAUCCAUCUCCCCUCCCCUUUGUUCACGCCCCUUUGACACUUUGUAUAAAGGAAUAUUUCCCAUGCAGGCUGCGUAAAGUUUCAGAAUGACUGUCAUUUAUCUGGUGAUUGCGGCGCUCCUUGUGCCUAUCAUGGCCUCGUCUUCUGCUGAGACAGAACACCAAAAGCAGCGCUUUCAUGGAGUGCAGAAGAACGGGAAUCAAUGUGUCUGCACAGUGCGUUUUGCUGAAUGGGAGUUUCCAGUUGAAAGAUUUAAAGAGCUCCAAGAUCUAUCACAGAAUUGUUCGAGUUCACUGAAUGAAAGACUAUCAGAGAUAACAGCGAUUAACUUCAAGAUCCAAGUGUUCCUUGAAGAAAUGCAGAAUGAGACUGCUCGACUUAAACAGUUUGAGGCAAUGCAGAAACAGAAGCUGUACCAUCCACUUAACUUCUGGCCACUUCGUUGGAACCUGAAACGACUACAGUCAGAGAUUGCAGAGGUGCAGAAUGUUUCCUUGCCAAAUACUAAGGCACUUCAAACGAUCUCCUCUGAGCUGAACAAUUCCUAUGUCAGCGUGCUAAACUUGCAGCUGUAUGAUAAACAUAACUUACUGAACAUGAAAGACCGCUUGAAGAAAAUAAAGAACCAACUGGAGAGCGUUUCUGUCUAUGGCAAUGUGAAGAUUGGAAAUUGUUCUGGAGGAAUGUUACGUAACGUCACUAGGCCUUUAAUAGCACAACUCAACCCCUAUGGUACAUCAUUCCCUUACGGAGCCUGGGGCAUGGAUUCAAUGCCCGGAAGCCCAGAAUUGUACUGGGUUGUGGCACUAUUGUCUUCUAACAUCUAUGGAAAUUCAAUACGAAUGUACUCCUCUUACAAAACCUUUCUCAUGUCAAACACUCAUGUAGAUUUUACAGUGACAUCAUCCUACACCACAUCCAAUGCGAUCCAGGGUCCUGGUGUUGUGCUUUAUAAUGGUUCCUUGUAUUAUAACUGUUAUAAGUCUGGAGAAAUGUGCAAAUUUAAUUUAAACACAAAGAAUAUAAUUCAUGUGAACCUACCCAAUGCUGGCCAUUCAAACAAAUUCCCUUACUGUUACUAUGAUUGUUAUGGUUACACAGAUAUAGAUUUCUCAGUGGACGAAAAUGGAAUCUGGGUUAUUUAUGCCACUGAAGAGAAUUACGGUAAUAUUGUACUGAGUAAAAUAAACAGCAAUAAUUUGGAUGUAUUACAGACCUGGAAAACAAAGCUCUUUAAGAAAGCAACAACCAAUGCCUUUAUGGUUUGUGGGGUGCUUUAUGCCACUCGAUUUGUUAGCAAAAAUGAGGAGGAGAUAUUUUAUAUGUUUGACACCGUCACUAAUCAAGAGGCUAAAAAUCUUAAUAUCCGCCUCAUCAAAUUCUCUCCAAAUGUGGCAAGCCUUCAUUACAACCCAGUCGAUAGGAAGCUCUAUCUUUUUAAUGGUGGCUACAUGUUAUCCUAUGGUGUCUUGUUUUCCUGAGAAAUGCAGGCUAAUAAUUUUUUACAGCAUAUUUACUAAAACAAUGAUUUUAUGCAAUUCAAAUAUAUUUGGUUGAAGUUCACCUAACAAUCUAAGAAUGCCCAAGGUCAAAUGAAAAUUUCAAAUAAUGGUUUGUUAAAGUCGAAGAGCCAGAACCUUGUGGAAAAAAGCAUUUAAAACUACAUUAAAAACAUAAAUUGUUGUCAGUAUUCAGCAUGUAGAGAGAAAAUUUGAACUGACUUUUCAGGUCAAUUAUCUUUCAUCAGUAUCAUUCUGCUUCUGUCUGCAUUGACGCUGCCUGACCUCCUGAGUAUUAAUCGCAUUUUCUGAUUUGGUUUAGAGUUAUCACAUCUACUGCUUUAUUUGUUUUUCAUUACUGUAAUGACCAUUCUUUCUGUAUAAGGUACACAACUGUUGUAAAAGGGAGAGAAGAAAAUAAAUCAGGGCUUUUAAAUUAAAGAAGGGUCUCGACCCAAAUCACAUUAAUUCCUUCUCUCCAGAGAUAUUGCCUGUCCCGCUGAGUUACUCCAGCUUUUUGUGUCUAUCUUCGGUUUAAACCAGCAUCUGCAGUUCCUUCCUACACUGUUAAAUUGAUUACCUCACAUUUGGAUCUAACAUAUUUUACAGUUAAUGAAUUCUGAAAUUCUUUGCACCUAAGCCAAUCAGUGCCUCAAGACAAAAAGAGCAUUUUAUAGCUAACUAGACCAAGUGGGACCCUUCCCCUCAAUGCGCAGCUGUGGGGGGGGAGGGGGCGGCUUGCGGCGUCACACACACUAACCACCCCCAUUGAUAUUAUAUUAAUAUUAUUCAUUCACUGCUUUUACCCCAGCCCCCGCCCUAUCCACUCAUGCAUAGGCCCCAACUCGCAGGUGUGGCUAGAGAGGGAGGGGGUAGAGGGAGAGGGUAUUUUGCUAAUAAUUUUGGAAAGUAGCCAUUGUUGCAAUUAAACAGAUAAUGCAGUAUUCCUUUACUUUGAAACUCAGGUGUUAAAAGUACUCACGCAGACACUCAGAAAUAUUUUAAACUGGAAUCUCUGCAGUGGGAAUGAAUCCAUGAUGUUCAGUGGUAAGAACACUACCAUUCAGCUUUAACACAUUGGAUAUGCAGGAGACCCUGGACUGGAUAUUUGGGAGAAAAUAUUAGAAUAGCUGAAAGUAGGGCAGGCAAGAGCAAGGACGAAGCAUAAUAAUAUAGUUCUACAGAAUGUUCUCCUUGGCCUCAAAUUAUCUAAUAUCUGUAUAAAAUAAAGAAUAUAAUAGUUUGGCCUAUAGAUUCGCACACAUGGUGUGAUUUGGUUAUGUCAGUAAUGUGAAUGAAUAAGUUUAUUGGCCAAGUAUUCACAUACAAGGAAUUUGCCUUGGUGCAUUCCGCAAAUUCGUCAUGCACGCAUGUGACAACGCAAGUGACAACAUGACAAACAGUGACAGUUAAGAAUGAUACAUAACACAUUAAAUAUUAAUAAAACAUUAUUGAUUUACACCACAUAACUCAAACUUUCAAGCUGCAGCAUGUUCCAAAAAAAUGCCUGACUCAAUCUUGCACAUCUGUAUCUAGAACAAAGACUUUUGAAGCUUGCAUGCAUGUAUAGAUGCUAAUGAGGUGAUUCACAUGGUGCAUCAGAAUGGUCUGUACUGUUUCAUGUGAAUUGGGCUGCGGAUAUUUGAAUAACUUGCUUUUUAAUGUCAAAAUAAAAUCUUUUGUUAUAUCCAAUUGUAUCUGCCAAAUUCAUUUAAGUAAAAUAGAGAUCCAACCUUAAAGUAAAUGCAAGUAAUGAGAAAGAAUAAAGGAGAUGCAGGUAAUGAGAACGAAUAAAGCAAGUAAUGAGAACGAAUAAAGGACAUGUAGCUCUUGGAGCAACAUAAUUCAGCAGCAUAUUUCCAUACAAUAAGAUCCCUUAAAAUAAUGCAGUGCGGUUGGUGCAGGAUGAAUACCAUCAAGGACAACUCCUAUGCUCUUUGAAAAGAUUAUAGAUUUAUACAAGUCCUACUGAGUGGGGUUUCAUUUGAAAAGCAAAGCAAGUAAUUAACCUUGAUUUUAAACUUAUGUUUCUGACAUGGGGCUAAAAAUCAUAACCUUUUGAUGCAAGAUGUAGAGGUGCUAUAACUAAGAGUAGAAUAAUUUCUUGGAAAGUAUUAUGUAUUGGCUCAAUUAACUUCCUGCAAACUUAGGGGGAAAUUGUCUGUAGGACGAUAGUCUGAAAUUCCUUCCUCUUAUAUUCUUCCUCCUAUAUUUUUU
Messenger RNA from Leucoraja erinaceus (little skate), 10303 nucleotides. RefSeq names its product olfactomedin-4. Gene Ontology annotation, biological process: signal transduction. The record is from RefSeq and is a predicted model, not a curated record. Bases 6674 to 8068 code for a protein of 464 amino acids. NCBI's taxonomy places the organism in Eukaryota, Metazoa, Chordata, Chondrichthyes, Rajiformes, Rajidae. The transcript has 5 exons.